GACGGACGCGGCGCCGGCCGUGCGCGUCGUGUCCGGCGUUGCCAGCAAGCCGAUCCGCGUCGACAACUGGGGCAACUUCUUGGCGCAGCGGAUCGAGGCGCUGUACGACAAGCAGGAGCACUGUGACCUCACGCUGCGCUUCCCGCACACGGACCUGAAGGCGCACAGCCUCGUCCUGCAUGCAUGCACGCCGUUCUUCACGAACCUGCUGAAGGGCAAGACGAGCGGCCACAAGAUAUUGAAGAUGCCGCCACAGAUCAGCUCCACGGCCAUGGGCAUCAUCCUCAAGUUUGUGUACACAGGCCGGCUGGAGGCGCCGUUCAGCGUCGACAUGCUUUACAACACGGCCAAGCUGCUGAAGCUGCAGAUCCUGAUCCGCCUGCUGGAGGCGCAGAUGAGCAGCGCCGAGGCGACAGCCGGCGCCGACUGGGCGCGCCCGCGCGAGGUCGGCUCGCCUGGCCGCGCCGCCGUCGGCCGCCCCGCCAGGCCACAGCAACAGAGGAACUCCGUGUAUCAGCCCACCAAUUCGCAGCUGGCUGCCAAACGCAGCAUCGUGCGCGCCGCCGAGCCGCCGGAGGAGGCGCGCCCGUCGCGGUUCGAGUUCCCCGACACGGACGAGCUGGAGCUGCACUCGCGGCUACCGGUGCUCGACUCGACGCUGUUCGAGACGCUGCGGCAGACGCCGGUGAAGCGGGCCGCGCCACAGGAGAACGGCGGCGAGAAGCGCGCCCGGCUGGAGGCGGCCGACGCCGGCCAUGACGUGCAUGUGCUGCGCGAGUACUACGAGGAGCAGCGGCGGAGGAUGCGGAGCCAGUGA
This is a messenger RNA of Pollicipes pollicipes, 817 nucleotides long. RefSeq lists its product as uncharacterized. The coding region runs from base 245 to 817 and encodes 190 amino acids. The transcript has 7 exons. The record is from RefSeq and is a predicted model, not a curated record. Lineage: Eukaryota; Metazoa; Arthropoda; Thecostraca; Pollicipedomorpha; Pollicipedidae.